Messenger RNA from Micromonas commoda, 1530 nucleotides. RefSeq lists its product with no specific name. The transcript has a single exon. Bases 1 to 1530 code for a protein of 509 amino acids. NCBI's taxonomy places the organism in Eukaryota, Viridiplantae, Chlorophyta, Mamiellophyceae, Mamiellales, Mamiellaceae. The record is from RefSeq and is a predicted model, not a curated record. Gene Ontology annotation, cellular component: COP9 signalosome.
AUGAUCGAGGAUUUACCCCCGGUGGACGUGGAGGCCAUCACGGCCGGGUACGGCCCCCACGCCGCCGUGCCCCGCCUCAUGUUCAUCGCCGAUCGGUCCGACGACGAGGCGCUCAAGCUGGACGCCCUGCGAGCCGCGCACGACAUCUUGAAGCAGGGAGACGACACGCGCGCGUACGCCGCCGUGGUGGAGAAGAUCGCCGGUCGCCUCGGCCCGUCCCACGAGCUGGACAAGGAGUGGGUCGACGAGACGGACAGACGCGCGGCGAAGAAGCAGGAGGUGCUCGACGCGGAGCUGAACGGGUACAAGACGAACAUGAUCAAGGAGUCGAUACGGAUGGGCCACAACGACCUCGGGGACUUUUACCACGCGCGCGGCGACCUCAACGCCGCGUUCAAGUGCUACGUUCGCACCAGGGACUACUGCACCACCCCGAGGCACGUCGUCAACAUGUGCCUCAACGUCAUACGCGUCAGCGUCCAAGCCGAGAACUUCGCGAACGUUCAAAACUACGUCGCCAAAGCCGCAGCCGUGCCAGAUUCCGCCGAUGACCCGCUCGUCGCCGCCAAGCUCGCGUGCGCCGGCGGUUUGGCCGCCAUCGAGCAGCGCAAGUACAAGCUCGCCGCCGAGAAGUUCACGCGGUUGCAGUCGGAGGUUGGAAGCGCGUACGACGACGUCGUGGGCGCCGCGGACGUCGCGACGUUUGGCGGUUUGUGCGCGCUCGCGUCGCUCGACAGGAGCGAUCUGAAGAAGGACGUGCUCGAGAACCCCACGUUUCGGACUGCGAUGGAGGCGGCGCCGGAGGUGCGUGCGUGCGUCGAGGACUUCUACAACUCGCGUUACUCGUCGCUGUUCGACGGACUGGAACGUCUGCGACCGCAACUCGCGCUGGACCUCCACCUGCACGAUCACGUGGAUGCGUUGUACGAAGCGAUCCGUCGCAGGGCGUUGGUCCAGUACGUGGAGCCGUUCAGCGCGGUGGACCUGCGGAGGAUGGCGGACGCGUUUCGCGUGGACGACGUCGCCGCCAUGGAACACGAGGUGGGCGCGCUCAUCGCGGACGAACAGAUCAGCGCGAGGAUAGACUCGCAGCGAAAGACGCUGCACAAGCGAAGGGCGGAUUCGAGGGCGACGACGUACGCGGAUGCGCUCGAAGCCGGGCGAUUGUUCACCAAGGUGAUCCACGCCAUGUUGCUGAGGACCAGUUUGAUGCGAAACGAGUGCACGGUGAAGGGCGCGAGCGGCGGCGCGGGGGCGUCGCGGAGGGGCGGGCCCGGCCCCGGCGGCGGCGGCGGCGGCGGCGGCUGGGGCGGCGGCGGGGGCUGGGACCACGGCGGAGGUCUGUUUCGGGGACACGGGAGGGGUUUCGGGGGUGUGGACGGUGGGGGCGAGGGCGGGCCGGGGUACUCGCGCGGGGGGAGGGUCGGGGAAGGGAGGGUCGGCCGCGGGUCGCGCGCGGCGGCUGCGGCGGAGAGGGACGGCGGCGGCGACGUGACCAUGGCUUCGGGGAGCGAGGAAGAGGACGAGUGA